Molecule: messenger RNA, 852 nt
Organism: Rotaria socialis
Lineage: Eukaryota; Metazoa; Rotifera; Eurotatoria; Philodinida; Philodinidae
Source: the annotation of a GenBank genome assembly
AUGAAAUUUUGUAAGCUCUAUUCAUGGAGAACUUUUGUUUAUUUAUCUACUACCACAAUCAUUGUUGUCAUUCAUCGUUUAAUUUCGGAUCCUAAAAAUUUACAUGUCAAUGAAAAUGUACCAGCAAAUCGAGCUAUGGUUUCCGUUGAAUAUAAUUCAAUGACAACAAAUAGAAUAACGCCACGGAAAAUCACUGAACGCUGUCGUCCGUAUUCUAUACGUGACUCUCGGCCAUUUUUUGAGCGUGAACCUAAACAGAUGAAUCUUCCACGACGUUUUUCGAAUCAUUCCCGUUAUGGUCUAUUGAGAACACUUAAAAGCUUGCGAUUAGUUGUUGUUGCUUGUGCGCAUAAUGUGGCAAAAGAGAUUCCGCAAUUUCGCUCGCAUGUAGAACAAAUUAUUCAUCUGCUUCAUUCAUCGUCGCGUAUUCUCAUAUUCGAAAGUGAUUCAACCGAUAAUACUCUUGCGUCACUACAUCAAUGGACCACAGCCCAGGUAUAUACGGGAGGUCGACUAGAGCCAACGAUUCCGGCUCGUAGUGAACGCAUCGCGUAUUGCCGCAACACUCUUCUUCAUAAAGCUCGUAUGCUUGAGCCCGAUUAUCUUUUGACACUUGACAUGGAUAUAUUUGUUGGUAGCCUUUCAGCAUUCCAAACGAAUUUCGAUUAUGACAUGAAAGAGUGGUCUGUCAUGACAGCAAACGUUGGUGGCUCCUACUACGACAUUUGGGCCUUGCGCACAUUAUCUGAAUUGAAUCUUAACUAUGAUGUAUGGCAACGAGUAUGGGCACUGAUUCGCGGAUCGUCAAAAUAUUGUGGAGAAUCUGUUGGGUGUGGGGUGUGGGUGUGGGUG